AUGGGAAGCGAAGGAUCGAUUGUGAGGAAGCCAAGGUUUCUGUGUCUCCAUGGAUUCCGUACGAGCGCAGAGAUUAUGAAGAUACAGCUUCACAAAUGGCCUCAAUCUGUUAUUGACCGACUCGAUCUCGUCUUCCUCGACGCGCCUUUUCCUUGUCAAGGCAAAUCCGAUGUCGAAGGCAUCUUCGAUCCUCCUUAUUACGAGUGGUUUCAGUUUAACAAGGAAUUCACGGAGUAUACGAAUUUCGAGAAAUGUUUGGAGUUCCUGGAGGAUCGUAUGAUCGAGCUUGGUCCCUUUGAUGGUCUCAUUGGGUUUUCCCAGGGAGCAAUUUUGUCUGGGGGCUUACCAGGACUGCAAGCUAAGGGAAUUGCACUCCAGAAAGUGCCAAAGAUUAAGUUUGUCAUAAUAAUUGGAGGGGCUAAGUUCAAAGAAACCAAAGUGGCGGAGAAUGCGUAUUCGUCGUCCUUGGAAACUCUCUCCCUCCACUUUUUAGGAGAGACAGAUUUCUUGAAACCUUACGGGAUUCAGCUGAUAGACUCGUUCAAGAAUCCAGUGGUCGUCCAUCAUCCCAAAGGCCAUACCGUCCCGAGGCUUGAUGAGAAAAGCUUGGUCAAAGUUAAUGGUUUCAUCGACACCAUUGAACAACUCGUGACGGAGGAAGACAAGAACGGUGAAGCAAAUACUUGUAAGCCUAAAUAG
Molecule: messenger RNA, 699 nt
Organism: Microthlaspi erraticum
Lineage: Eukaryota; Viridiplantae; Streptophyta; Magnoliopsida; Brassicales; Brassicaceae
Source: the annotation of a GenBank genome assembly